Messenger RNA from Ctenopharyngodon idella (grass carp), 2175 nucleotides. RefSeq names its product ADP-ribose/CDP-alcohol diphosphatase, manganese-dependent (gene adprm). Lineage: Eukaryota; Metazoa; Chordata; Actinopteri; Cypriniformes; Xenocyprididae. The record is from RefSeq and is a predicted model, not a curated record. Gene Ontology annotation, molecular function: CDP-glycerol diphosphatase activity; manganese ion binding; ADP-ribose diphosphatase activity. The transcript has 3 exons. The coding region runs from base 781 to 1827 and encodes 348 amino acids.
AUUCAAAGUCAGAAUUUUAAGGAGAAAAUACGCAAUUACCACUCCUGUGGGGUGUAAUGGAAAAGUAGGUACGUUUUUACGACAAUUAUGUACUAAAAACAAGAAAUUUUUUAUUUUUUUUUAUUUUAAACAGAUAACAACAUUGUCAAAAUGAACCCGUUCACACAAAUCCUAGAAAACGACUAAAAUCGCUGUCUUCUGCUGCCAGGCCAGUAGAUGGCGAUGUCACUUUGUAAAGAAACACUAUGCGCCUACACAUGCGCAUGACGUCACUGUUUUUGUAGUUUACACAGAGAUGAUAACAGUAUCAUUUUCAAAAAUUUGCGUUUUCAGGCCCCCAGAACUCUGUUGUCAUGUAAAUGAAUGGCCAAAACACAUAAAAAGUUUUUAGUUAAAAAUGUUGUCAUGUAAACGUCCCCUAAUAUAACAAUUAGUAUAACAAAUUACUGUUGUCAAGAAGUAGUAAGUAGCUUAAUAAUAUUACUUUUAAAAGUAAGUACUGAGUUAGUAAUGAGUAAUAAGUGACAUUUUUUGAGUAAUGAGCCCAACACUGGUCCGUGGCAUCUAAAAGAUAGAAAACCCCUGUCACAAACUACACUACUGCCUAUACGGGACAAACUGCGCUCCAUAUGUGUUUAAUGCGGAACGCUAUUGAUGUCUUAAAUCCGGUACGAUUCCGUCUUACACGGAACGGUUGGCAACCCUGCCCCCCCCACACACACUGUGUGAUGGUACGUUCCACGAACUGUCAACGGAAGGCCAAGCUUUCGCUAUCAUUACAUGACAAACUCUAAACUGGCUGUGUUUAAACUACAUGCUCGGAAUUCGGUGAAAAUCUAUGAUCUAUUUAUCCAGCGGAAGAUGGAGGAUCGUGCGCGAGCGCUGUUUACUUUCGGGAUCAUAGCCGACAUCCAGUACGCAGAUAUAGACGACGGGUCAAACUAUCGGAGGACGCGGAGACGCUUUUACAGGAACAGCGUUGAGCUGCUGCGGAACGCGAUGCGGGACUGGGAGGAGCGGCGCGUCAGCUGCGUCCUUCAGCUGGGAGACGUUAUUGACGGCCACAACAAGAGCCGUGACGCGUCGGAACAAGCGCUCGAAACUGUUGUGAAGGAGCUUGAGAAAUGUUCAGUGGAUGUGCAUCAUGUGUGGGGAAAUCACGAGUUUUACAACUUCCGUAGGGAAACUCUCCUCGCCUCUCCGCUGAACAGCGCAGCGAAAGCUGAAGCCGGAAGUGACCUCCUCGCGGACGACAUUUACGCGUAUGAAUUCAGCCCCGCCCCCAACUUUCGAUUCGUGCUUCUGGACGCGUACGACAUGAGCGUCAUCGGGAGAGACGAAAGCAGCGAGAAGCACAAGCAGUCCCUGAAACUACUGCAGCAGCAUAACAGCAACCCUGACCUCAACCAGCCUCCAGUUUAUGGGUUGGAACAAAGGUUUGUGAAAUUCAAUGGAGGAUUCAGCCCAGAGCAGCUUCUGUGGCUGGAUGAAGUCUUAACUCUUGCUGACCAGAAGCAGGAGAAAGUAACUGUCUUCAGUCAUCUCCCCGUUCACCCAGACUCCACGGACCCCAUCUGUCUGGCCUGGAACUACGAGGAACUGCUGUCUGUCCUGCGCUCUCAUAAGAGUGUGGUGUGCUUCGUGGCGGGACACGACCAUGACGGAGGAUACUGCACGGACGCGUCCGGCGUUCACCACGUCACGCUGGAGGGGGUGAUCGAGACCCGUCCUGAUAGUAAUGCCUUCGGGACGGUUUACGUCUACGAGGACCGGAUGCUUCUGAAGGGCAGUGGGAGGACAGCAGACAGAGUCAUCAAGUAUCCAUGAGACUCUCGGGAGAUUAUUGUCAAUGAAUGAUGGAAUUAAAACAAACAAACACUAUUCUGUAUGAUCAUCUCAGUCUCUGAUGUUACAUCUGAUUUUUAUAAAUCUAAUAAGAUGUGUUUAUGUGUAAGCAGCACUGUUGAGUGAGAGACGCAAACAAAACACUGUCGAACAUGAACAACUUAAUGUGCAAUAAGUAUGAUUACAUUUUAAAUAGACUAUAUGAAGAGGAAAUAAUUUUUAUUUAUUUAUGUCAAGAUUUCAUUAGUAUGAAUAUAAAUAUAGAAUUAACUUUACAUGUAAUCUCAGUAUAUAAAUAUUGAAUAAAAAUGUUUUAUUUCAUUACACUCA